Molecule: messenger RNA, 6875 nt
Organism: Chlorocebus sabaeus (green monkey)
Lineage: Eukaryota; Metazoa; Chordata; Mammalia; Primates; Cercopithecidae
Gene: RAP1GAP2
Product: RAP1 GTPase activating protein 2
Biological process (GO): regulation of small GTPase mediated signal transduction
Cellular component (GO): plasma membrane; cytoplasm
Molecular function (GO): GTPase activator activity
Source: RefSeq, a predicted model, not a curated record
CUGUGGAGCAAUCUGCCAGCCGAGCCCCUUCCGGAGCUGUGGGUUCCUCUGGGUGUGGGGAAGCUGCCCUCCACAACCUCCUCGGCCUAUCUUGGUGCCUCCUGGAGUGCAGGACACACCUCCCAGCUCUGCAGCCUCACCCACAGGAAGCUCGGGUUGGGGGCAGGCGAAGAGGGAGGUGCCACGCUGGGCUCCCCGCCCUGCGCCGGCACUGACCCCGCUGUACCACGGCCCUCUUGCGGACAGCCCUGGGGACAUCGCUGGGACAUUGUUGGGAACCCGGGGUCUGCAGCCACAGCCAUGUUUGGCCGGAAGCGCAGUGUCUCCUUUGGGGGCUUCGGAUGGAUCGACAAGACCAUGCUGGCAAGUCUGAAGGUCAAGAAGCAGGAGCUGGCCAACAGCUCGGAUGUGACCCUUCCAGACCGGCCGCUCUCCCCUCCUCUCACGGCUCCUCCCACCAUGAAGUCGUCGGAGUUCUUUGAGAUGCUGGAGAAAAUGCAGGGGAUCAAGCUUGAAGAACAGAAGCCAGGACCCCAGAAGAACAAGGAUGACUAUAUCCCGUACCCCAGCAUCGACGAGGUUGUGGAGAAGGGAGGCCCAUACCCUCAGGUCAUCCUGCCGCAGUUUGGGGGCUACUGGAUCGAGGACCCGGAGAAUGUGGGCACCCCAACAUCGCUGGGGAGCAGCAUCUGUGAGGAGGAGGAAGAGGACAACCUCAGCCCCAACACGACAACCUCAGCCCCAACACAUUUGGCUACAAGCUCGGAGUGCAAGGGUGAAGCCAGGGCUCAUCGGAGGCACUUCCUAGGGAAGGAUCAUCUCAACUUCUACUGUACUGGCAGCAGCCUGGGGAACUUGAUCCUGUCCGUCAAGUGCGAGGAAGCAGAGGGGAUCGAGUACCUGCGGAUCAUCCUCAGGUCCAAACUGAAGACGGUGCAUGAGCGGAUCCCCUUGGCUGGACUGAGCAAGCUUCCCAGUGUCCCUCAGAUUGCAAAGGCUUUCUGUGAUGAUGCAGUGGGACUGAGAUUCAACCCUGUCCUGUACCCCAAGGCCUCCCAGAUGAUCGUGUCCUAUGAUGAGCAUGAAGUCAACAACACAUUCAAAUUCGGAGUCAUUUAUCAAAAAGCCAGGCAGACCCUGGAGGAGGAGCUAUUUGGGAACAAUGAGGAGAGCCCAGCUUUUAAGGAGUUCUUGGACCUGCUGGGGGACACGAUCACACUGCAGGAUUUCAAAGGUUUCCGAGGAGGCCUGGAUGUGACCCACGGACAGACGGGGGUGGAAUCAGUGUACACGACAUUCCGGGACAGGGAGAUCAUGUUUCAUGUUUCCACAAAGCUGCCAUUUACCGAGGGAGACGCCCAGCAGCUCCAGAGAAAGAGACACAUUGGAAAUGACAUUGUGGCCAUCAUCUUCCAAGAGGAAAACACGCCGUUUGUCCCAGACAUGAUAGCCUCCAAUUUCUUACAUGCCUACAUCGUUGUACAGGUCGAGACCCCAGGCACAGAGACCCCAUCCUACAAGGUCUCUGUCACUGCGCGGGAAGAUGUGCCCACCUUUGGUCCACCUCUGCCCAGCCCCCCCGUUUUCCAGAAGGGCCCGGAGUUCAGGGAGUUUCUGCUCACCAAGCUCACCAAUGCCGAGAACGCCUGCUGCAAGUCGGACAAGUUUGCAAAGCUGGAGGACCGGACCAGGGCUGCCCUCCUGGACAACCUUCAUGAUGAGCUCCACGCCCACACACAGGCCAUGCUGGGACUGGGCCCAGAGGAGGACAAGUUUGAGAAUGGAGGCCACGGGGGGUUCCUGGAGUCUUUUAAGAGGGCCAUCCGCGUACGCAGCCACUCCAUGGAGACCAUGGUGGGCGGCCAGAAGAAGUCGCAUAGCGGGGGCAUCCCCGGCAGCCUCAGCGGGGGCAUCUCCCACAACAGCAUGGAGGUCACCAAGACCACCUUCUCGCCUCCAGUGGUGGCGGCAACGGCGAAGAACCAGUCACGGAGUCCCAUCAAGCGACGGUCGGGACUCUUCCCCCGCCUGCACACGGGCUCAGAAGGCCAGGGAGACAGCCGGGCACGAUGUGACAGCACAUCCAGCACACCCAAGACCCCGGAUGGUGGACACUCCUCUCAGGAGAUAAAGUCUGAGACCUCAUCCAAUCCCAGCUCUCCGGAAAUCUGCCCCAACAAGGAGAAGCCCUUCAUGAAGUUGAAGGAGAACGGCCGUGCCAUCUCCCGCUCCUCCUCCAGCACCAGCAGCGUCAGCAGCACCGCAGGGGAGGGCGAGGCCAUGGAGGAGGGCGACAGUGGGAGCAGCCAGCCGUCCACAACGUCACCCUUCAAGCAGGAGGUGUUUGUCUACAGCCCGUCCCCGAGCAGCGAGAGCCCCAGCCUGGGGGCAGCGGCCACCCCGAUCAUCAUGGGCAGGAGUCCCACAGAUGCCAAAAGCAGAAACUCCCCAAGAUCGAACCUGAAAUUCCGCUUUGACAAGCUCAGCCACGCCAGCUCUGGUGCGGGUCACUAGUCUGAAAGCGGAGUCCUUCGCCUGUCCCAGGGAAGCCCCUCUUCUGUCCUGGAAAAGGCUCCUGUUCCAGCAGUUUGGGAGUGCCGCCGAUGACCCUGACGGUCCCAGCCCCGCCACACCCCGGCCACCUGCCCACAGACGUGCUGUCGGUCCGGGUGUCCCAGUCUGGCCACAGCCCUGCCUCCACCCUCAUCUACAUCCCCUCCCAGCACCUCCCAUCUCUGGGCGAGGCCUUCUUCCUCAGGUUCCUCCCGCUCCUGACCUCCCAGUGUGAUGUCUUGGUCCUUUAUCAUCCUGUUCAGCCUGGAGAAGAAAAGAGAGUUGGGCAAAGGGGGAUCUCGGGGGAGCUCAGCAGUGACUGGGGAGCUGGUCUGCCUCAGAGACGGAGUUGGGGGCGGGAGCAGAGCCUCGGUGAGGGUCUUGGCCAUGGGGCAGUGCCUUCCUGGAUGUGGUAGGCUUUACUACCGGGAAUGCACUUGGUGGUGGAGGCGUCAUGUUCCCAGGAGCCAAGAUUCGUAGCAUCCUUGAGGCCAUCCUGAUAAAAUUAGGCGCUGUUGCCCCCGUAUCUCUGGAGUUCUAAACAGCGUAUCUGCUUCCGUGCUGAGCAUCUUUCCCAUCGGCUGACGUAGACCCAGGGCUGCCCCGCCCCUGCUGCCAGUGUACUGUGAGCGGGGCUCCAGCCAGUUCAAGCUCAGAGACAGAGCUGGAUGGGCCGGGACACUUCCUGGACUGUGGCAGGAACUCUGGGUUCCACCCAGUUUCUCCUGAUUAUGGCUGCUGUGUGGGGGAGCCAGUCCUGAGGCAAUCUCUUCCCUUUGCGGAGGUAUUUUUCCCACAAAGGGGUGGGAAGCCAGUAGUGAGAAAGAAUUCAGGGAGAGCGAAGGAGCCAGUGCUGGGAUGCUGCUGUUCUGGUUGAGGAAAACCUCAGGGCCUGAGGGCCAGGCCGGAGCCCAGGUCUCUGCUGACAGUGGAGGUUCAAGGAAGACACAGUUACCUCCCCUCCCCACAUACGCGAGGGGAGAGGUGAGGUGGGGGAUGACUUUCGGGUUCUGAUCAGGCCCCUGGGUGGGGAAGGGGCACAGCUGCCCUCAGCAGCUUAUGCCCCUGGAGUCUUGGGGGGCCCAGCCUUGCCCUGGGGCCUCGUCCAGCUACUGUGCCCUUUGGCAGCUGCGUCUGGGACUCAACCCCCCCAAUCCUGUUCCCCUCUCCAGCUGCAGGUCUGUAGGCAGCUGUCACAUCUGAAGGGUUCCUGCAACCCAGGCCCCAUCUGGGUGUGGUUCAGACCCUGUGGCCCACCUGCCACUCCCACCCUCAGCAGAGCCCCCUUGCUGGGACAGCCAGCUCACCUCCAAGGACAGCCCCUCCUGGCUUCUCCCCCUUCCGAGUCUGCAGCACCGUGGGCUUCUGCUGAUGGGCCUGGGCUGGGGUUAAGGUGGGCAUCCUCCAGGUAAAAUGAGCCUGAAGAGCAGCUUUCAGUGCAGACAGGGCUGCGCAGUGACACUGGCUGGGCACCUGCCCCAUGACCGACGACAAGGAUUUCCAGCCGAAUGCUUUAUUCUUAUAGGGAUCUGGACCUAUGCCCAAGAUAUAAAUACUACAUUUUUUUUUUUUUUUUAACUGACAUUGUGAAAUUUUCCCCAUAGCUUCUGCCAUUCGAGCAACCUUAUGAUCCUUCCUCCCCGCCACGUGUGUGGGAAUGAUUGAAUCCUGUUUGCAGGCUGGAGAGGAGCUCUCCCUUCACUAGCACUUUCCCCAAAGUACUAGUCUAGUAAAAUUUAUUCUUGUUAGAAGGUCAAUAAAAUAUCUAUCUGUUUAGCUUUUAUGAAAAGUCACCAUAGCAGCCCUUACUGCUGGAACGAGGCCCGUACAUUCUGGCCGUGUUUUGUUGGCUGGGCUUCUAGAGGCACUGGAAAGGUCAAACUGCAUUUCUUUAAGAACAGAGGCAGGGCUCUGGCUUGCCUCUCUGGGAAGCCAGCAUUACAGUUGCUUGGUGGAUGGGCCAUGUCACAUUGCCAUCUGGGGUCCUCUGGGGUUUCCUCGUUGUCACCACACUGUCUCAUUUGGGAAUCCCAUACCUGCCUGUCCCCACUGUGCUGGCUGACCCUUGCUGCCUGCUGCCUCCUCGGAGGGCUUUGUCCCUGUCUCUGAGCUGGUAGGCAGGAUGGCUGGGUGGCCCUCAGAGAAGCACAGACCUGAGAUGGGGUCUCCACCCCUGGUUUGCUAUUGGACUGCUCUGAACGGGAUCCCAAAUGCCUCUUCCCUCCGGCCACGCCCCACUGUCUCUAGAAGCUCCAUCCUGUGGCUUCCAGAGUGUGCACUUCCAGCCCACCCAGGGUGCCAGUGCCGAGAGGGAGGAGGAGAACAGCGAUGGCCCAGCCUGCCCUCACUCCUCUAGACCAUGCGGCAGGCAGCUCGCGUUCCUGGAGGGCUGUUCCCCACCCCCCACGCUGUCCCUACAUCUGCUCUGAUCUAAAACGUCUCCUUUUAUGCUGCGCCCAGUCUUGGGGCUCAAAGAUUUGCUCAAGCCUCACUGGCCCUUGUGACUAGGCUCAUCUAGAUGGUGCUCCUGCUGGUGUUUGAGGCGUUUCCACUGUGAUCUCCACGAGGGGGUGUUUUCCGGGACACAUCUCUGGCUCUGGGAACUGCCUGACUCACUGAAGAAACUACUUUUCAGGCACCGUGGGGCCACCCAUAUACCUCCAGCUCAGUUGAUGCUUAAAAACAGGUGCAGAAAAGCUCGCGAUAGGUCUUAACGAGAGUGUCUGUCUAUGCCAAUUAAUGUCAAAAUGCCGUUUCUUGAAAAAGAUUCAGUGGUUCAGCUUUGUCAGCAUCAUCUCAACACCCAAGCCUGCUGGUUCCUUUUAGCAUCUCAUCCAACCACGUCAUCGUCCAGAUGAGAAAUCUUAGACUUGCUUGAGGUCACACAGCUGGCUGGUGGCAAAGCUGGGAUUAGAACCCUCAACCUAGAGUCCCUUCCUCUGCACCACCUACAUGGUUGGUUGAAAAGUGGCUGCAUUCCCUGGGGCCCUGGGUUUUGGGGAAACCAGUUAGCUGCUGCCUUGGCACUGGCUUGGAGGUGAGCAGUCAAGGAUGCUGGUGAGGCCUCAGUUUCUGCUCUUUUUCAUCAGAAGGGAGAGUCUCUUGGAUUUUUCAGUGAAGACCCUUGGGCUUUGGAUGCAGCUUGAAUCAAGAAAACGAGGAGGGAAAGGGAUUCGGUGAACUGUUCCUCAGUGGGAUCGGUUCUUCAGCUCCAGCGUGUAAUGGGGGUGGAAGCCGGGGAAAAAGAUGCUGUUCACCAACCCUUAUGCUGUUUCCUUAAUUUAGGAAGAAAAGCUUCCUUUUUCCUAAAUUAAGAGGAAAAGUGGUCAAAGAAAAACUCUUCAUUUCUCCCUGAUUCUUAAACGAAGGUGGUUAAUAGAAACCCAGGCUCCCGUGACAAGGCAGGACAAGAACCUCUUUUACUUUCCUCCCCUGACCCUUUAAGGUGCCAACUCAAACACUACCUUUCUUAUUGCUUUCGAAGUCAGUAGAGACAGAUCUGUUUUGAGCAGUCGGGGUUUCGAGUCGAUCUCAUGGCUACAGGCGGCCAGCAGGGACCAGGCCAGUCAGCCAUGCUCAGGACCCCUCGGCUCCUCCCCCAGCCUCUAGCUACCCCUUAUCGAGGCAAGGGGAGGCCAGUAAAGUUUGCCAAGGCUGAUCCUGCAGCCUGAUGGGGCUGGCUGGGGUGUUCUUUUACCAAGCUCUGUUUUACCGCCAGCCCCUUGUCCACCCCGAUCCCACGUCUCCCUCCCUUCAGCUGGACUGUGUGCCCCUUUGGGACGGGGAAGACAAGCCCCACUAGGGCCAAGGGCAGCAGGGCCCUGCCGAGUGAGAGGCUGUGUGGCAGCGGCUCUGUCCUGUGCCUUACCAGCCCUGGGGAGGGGGGCAUUUGGCCGGAAGACUGGAAUUUAAUUGCCAUCGUCUUUGAUUUUGUGACAUUUCUGCUUGGCAGCGUGAACCCCCUUCCUGCCCCUUAGCAUGCGUGCAGCUCUCUCUUGUCUUGGGUGUUACCCUUGGGCACUCCAGCUCGGGGACUGCUGGCGUGUGAGUGUGCAGAUUCCCCUGUGUGGUCGAACCUAAGAACUGUGGCUUGGAAGUGAUGCUCCACGUGACGAUUUUCCUUUCUUUCCUCUUAGUGAGGAGGUGAUUCGUAGACCCCAACUGCCUAUGUAAUGUAAAUAAUGUACAUUUAAUUUAUUGCUAUGGUAGCACAUUGUAUUUGUUAAUGUACAAAACAAAUUCUAAAAGGUUGACAAAUGUAUAUUUUGUUGCUUAAAUGUGUCUUUGCAGAAAUUGACAAUAAAUAACAUAUUUUGUGUCCA